AUGAACUCGAUUUUUGAGACCCCAAGGUUGCUCCUUAUCCGCCUCACAGAUACGUCAGAAGGCUCUCAGCACGUCCAAUGGUUCCAUGAGAAUUGGUCCAACGAUGAAGCAACAGCAUGGAGUCUCCAUGGCAAGUGCCACACCCUCGCCGAAAGCCGCGAGUGGAUGCUCGAGCACAAGACAAAAUACAACAACAUCUUUUACUCCUGCUUCGCCAAAACACCCACUAGCAAAGGCACCGAAGCAGAUCCAGGGGACCAUGUCGGCAGUAUCAGUCUGCGUCAGCAACACUCGGGUCCAGCUAUGCUACCACCCCCAAUUCCGGGGCAGGAGAGUUCGUCCACAUAUAAACCGAUCAACCUCCGCGUAAUAGGCUACGCGUUUUUCAAGCAGCACUGGGGAAAAGGCUACGCGACAGAGGCAGGGAAAGGGCUCCUAGCUGAAUACGCUAGAUCAGUAGCGGAAGAGAAAGAAAAGGGCGAGGAGCUCUUUUAUGUAGAAGGAGGCGCUGACCAGGACAACCCGGGGAGUAAACACGUGCUAGAGAAGAUUGGGUUCAAGGAGGUGGGUUGGAAGGAAGAGAAGGAGCCUGUGUUUUUGAAUGGGAAAUGGCGAGAUCCGGGAUAUUGGAUCUACGGACAGUACGUGUGA
This is a messenger RNA of Cucurbitaria berberidis CBS 394.84, 651 nucleotides long. RefSeq lists its product as uncharacterized. The record is from RefSeq and is a predicted model, not a curated record. The transcript is spliced from 2 exons. Bases 1 to 651 code for a protein of 216 amino acids. Gene Ontology annotation, molecular function: acyltransferase activity, transferring groups other than amino-acyl groups. Lineage: Eukaryota; Fungi; Ascomycota; Dothideomycetes; Pleosporales; Cucurbitariaceae.